GCUGAUUUGUUUUUGUUUGUUUGUUUGUGUUGACGUCAGGCGUGUGCACGAGGAUGCGACAUUAACGUUAAACUUUAACCUGAAGGUGAACCAACAUGAACACCUGUGUGAGAACAUGCCUGCUCCUGCUCGCACUUCACACACUGGCUGCUGCAGCGAGGAGAAAAGAGAGGAAAAAUGUCCUUUUCAUCGUGGCAGAUGAUCUGCGCACAUCUCUGGGCUGCUACGGCGACUCUGUGGCCAAAUCACCAAACCUUGACCAGCUGGCGUCCAAGAGCCAAGUUUUCUUCAACGCUUACGCUCAGCAAGCUGUGUGCGCUCCCAGUCGUACAUCCAUGUUGACAAGCCGCAGACCAGACACGACCAGGCUCUAUGACUUCAAAUCCUACUGGAGGGUCCAUUCUGGAAACUACACCACCAUGCCGCAGCACUUUAAAUCUGCGGGAUACUUCACCAUGUCUGUGGGCAAAGUGUUUCAUCCAGGUAUUGCCUCUAACCACACGGAUGACUACCCCUACAGCUGGUCCAUCCCUGCAUACCAUCCGGCUUCAUUUAGAUUUGAGAAAGAAAAGAUGUGUAAAGGAGACGAUGGUAAACUCCACGCCAACUUGCUGUGUGCCGUGAACGUGACACAGCAGCCUGGGGGAACCCUCCCCGACAUGGAGAGCACAGACGAGGCAGUGAGGUUACUGAAGAGUCGGGCGGUCGACGCCGACAACGUUGACGUUCCUUUCUUCUUGGCCGUGGGCUUUCACAAACCACACAUACCCUUCAGGAUACCACAGGAGUACCUGAGUCUAUAUCCCAUAGACCAAAUGACUCUGGCCCCUGACCCCGAUGUCCCAGAACUCCUCCCACCUGUGGCCUACAACCCCUGGAUGGACGUGAGGAAGAGAGACGACGUCCAAAAGCUCAACAUCAGCUUCCCGUACGGACCGAUUCCUAAAGACUUCCAGCUGCGUAUCCGUCAGCACUAUUACGCCGCUGUGUCUUACAUGGACGCUCAAGUUGGACGGCUGCUCAGCGCUCUUGAUGAGCUGGGGCUGGCUGACAGCACUAUGGUGGUGUUCACCUCAGAUCACGGAUGGUCGUUAGGCGAACACGGCGAAUGGGCGAAAUAUUCGAAUUUUGACGUGGCAACACGCGUCCCUCUUAUCUUCUACGUCCCUGGCGUCACCUCAUUCAGCGAUUGGUUUGGACAGUCCACCUUUCCCUUUAUUGAUGUCCUCACCCAAUCAGAGCUCAGCUUUAAAAAUGGCAAAGUAAUAAAAAACAUGGUGGAGCUGGUGGACGUUUUCCCCACCGUCUCCUACAUGGCUGGCAUCCGAGCACCUGCACCUUGUCCUGAUGUUUCCUUACAGGAGGAGUUGUGUACAGAAGGAGAGAAUCUGGCGCACACCUUCCGGCACAAAGAAAAAAGUGUGGACGCGGAAGCCAUAUCUUUUACCCAGUAUCCUCGACCCGCUGAUACACCACAGGUGGACUCUGACCUCCCUGAUCUCAAAGACAUCAAGGUCAUGGGGUACUCUCUGCGCACCUGGGAUUAUAGAUACACCCUCUGGUUGGGCUUCAACCCUAAAACAUUCCAGGUGAAUGUAUCCGACGUUCACGCUGGAGAGUUGUACAUGUUGGCAGACGACCCUGGUCAGGACAAGAACAUCUACAGCGGCUUCGACCACAGUGUGAUGAUGAGAAAGAUGGCCAGCCUGCUUCAUACUUUGAGUCUGCAGAAGAGGAUGAAUCUGCAGCUCCUCUACCUCACAGCAGGGAUGAAGACGAGCAGAACAAAGGCGUGAUGACGAAAAUAAAACGCAACAGAUGGACGGACGGACGGAGUCGACUACAAAGGGAAGAUGGAUGGACGAAGAGCUUCAUCUAGAAAGGGAGAAAUGCCUUGAAUAUUUCUUUCAAUAUGACGCAUACUUGAUUCUGUAUUAUGUGGUGUCGCUAUAAAUCUUUCAAGCUCUGUUCUUCAGGCUAAUGUUCCUUGUUAAGAACUCAGUAGCAGUCGGAUCUGGUUUGAACACACGAGUAAAAAGAAUACGAAAGCACUGCUGCAGUUUCUUUAAGACGUUUCACCCUUUUUAAAGGAGCUCAUGUUUGAUUCUAGUUUGUUUUUGAGAAAGCGAUGCAUCCAUAUGUGCACAGAAACCUCUAAUUGGUUUGGAAGUUGUGUUUAGCAGCAGGAAGACGGCGUCUUCGAUGUCUGGCCUCUACACAUCUGCCACUUAUGUGUGUAAACUUGAUCGUGCUUCAUCACUCCAGUUCUAGCAGCAAGUCGACAGAUUUCUGAUUAUCUACAGCGGAUUCAGGGAAGUCUAUUGGCUUUCUUUUGGAGAGUUAUAUGUAGAGAUCAAAGCAGUACACUAAAUAUGAAGGUAGCUUUUCUAGCUUAGUUAAUUUACUGACAUGUUUUAACGUCUGCACAGACAGAAAUAUGAAUAUGACAAGUUGAUUUCCAGGAUUCCACUUGUCAUUAUUCGUUUUACACCCAUUUGUGUACAACUCACAGCAAGAAGGUUCCUGGUUCGAAACGCGGCUGGGGCCUUUUUUGUGUGGGGUGUGCAUGUCAUCUCACAUUUUACCAAUGACAGUAUAAAGAAUGGACAGAGCAUGAGUGACUGUUUUGAAGCUGAAUAUAUGCAGUGCUGGCCGCCGCCUGAGGUGGGCUGAAUGACCCCUGGGUUCUCGAAUAAGCCAUCUGUAACCUGUCAAUCAAGCGGUGUUAAUUAUGCAUAACUUCAAGCCUUAAUAGAAUUUGAAUGGGUGAGUUUAAAAAAAAAAAAAAUUCACCCCCUCACAUUUGCCAUGAAUGGGGAAAAUUAGCUAUUGAGUUUUGUACCAGGCUGUAAACAUGUUUAUUUCUGCUGUAAGGUUGGGCAUUUUAACAUGGGGACUUGAAUAAUUUCAGUUUUUAGCACUUGCAUGUUGCCUUCACUUUCCAGCAUCGGAGGUUGCCGCUUACAUUUUACAAGCUUUCACCUGCUCAGAAAUCUUUCCGUCUGAAGGAACAUUGAGGAAACUUGAAGAAUUAGUCCUUUUUGAUUAAUAGCGACGCCAAUUUCUCUGUUUGUAACAAGCCUUCUAGAGUGUACUAUUGAUCAUCCAGUCUGCUUCAGGUUGAGUCUCUUUUUACUUUGAAGUGCGACAGCUAAAAGGGACUUGCACAGUUUUGUACUGUAGUGUUAAACAAUAUGACAUUUCUGUUUGCGCUUGAUGUCACUCGCGGCUAUUUGCCGCCCUCCUUGUAAACAGUCAGCUCAGAUCAAUUUGUGGACCCAAAAUGAAUUGAGUGAAAGCCACCCGUAAUAAUUCAAUGCAAAUGAAACAGAGUGCAGCUACGUUUUACUGCUGUUCCAAUGCAUGGACAUUUUGUGCUGUGGCAAUUUAGAAAAAAAAGCAAUUACAGCUUGAAUUUCAAGUCCAACAAUGAAUCGAAGCCAGCGCGGCCAACAAUAAAAGCUGACAGACCAAAUCUCCUCAUGUUAAUGGGAUGCAGAUGAAUCAUGUAAUCACUGCGGCUCCAUCGUAUGUUAAGAUGAAGCUGACCUCUGUUUACUUUUUUUUGUUCUCUAACCUAACAUCUGGAACUAUGAACGUGAGUAAUAUAACUGUCCAUACAGAUACUUUCAACGGAAAGAUGAGUUUAUCCUUGAGUUGGGUUGCAUCAGAGAAGCAUCGGGAAGCCUGAGAUUCCAGAUUUCUGAAGGGAGAAUAAAAAAUAAAUGCAGCAGAAAUAAUUCAAAUCUUAAGCCCGGCAAGGACACACUGUUAAUAUAUUUAUGUCUGUUUCGAUUGCUUUGUUUUAAAAAAAAGAAAGAAAGUUGCAAAAGUUGACUCUGUGCUUUUUUUUUAGUCACUUGUCAUCACAACUUCCUCCUGUGUGUCCUGCAGAAACACUCUCUCUUCUCUACACAUAGACACCACACCAGCUUGUAACUUAUUUUGUGCUCACCCACAGCGGACGUGUAAAGCUGCAGAGUAGUGAAGGAGCUCCUCGGGGACCUCUCCAGUCUAUUCUGUGGUUUUUGUAUCGUUUCUGUCCUCUGGAGCGGAGAAUGCAUGCAAUGCUUUUUGCUCUUUUUGGUGCUGAAAGAAUUUGGACCGAACUGAACAUUUCCUAAUUUGCUCAUGAUUCCACAGAGUCACUCUGUCCGGGCAACACAAAUGGUUAAAAGCCUUGUAAUUGCGUUUUGAAAAAUAUAGUAUGAAUUCAGUCUCAUGCCUUUUUGGGUUUUUUACCAUUUUCAAUUUCUGGGCAAUCAUGCAGAACCUUGUGUUGAACUCGGCUUGAAGUGAAGUCUGUAUGCUACAAAUGGAAAGGCAAAAUUUUUUUUUCCCAAAGACCGAGGAAGCACUUGACAUCUCUCCCCUGCCAAUUCCACCUCUUCCAAUCAUUUCUUCUCUUUUCACUCCAUUUACCUCCUCCUCCUCCUCCUCGCCCUUUAAACUCAUCACCAUUCAUGUUUGCCUCAUGUAUUGCACUUCUAUGUUUCUUCAUGAUCUAUUUGUAACUGUGUCUUUAUAAUGUAUGUUGGCAAAGCUUAAACAUACUUUAUCAUC
Messenger RNA from Larimichthys crocea (large yellow croaker), 4563 nucleotides. It is a transcript of the gene ids, whose product is annotated as iduronate 2-sulfatase. NCBI's taxonomy places the organism in Eukaryota, Metazoa, Chordata, Actinopteri, Sciaenidae. Gene Ontology annotation, cellular component: cytoplasm. The record is from RefSeq and is a predicted model, not a curated record. The transcript has 13 exons. Gene Ontology annotation, molecular function: iduronate-2-sulfatase activity. Bases 96 to 1796 code for a protein of 566 amino acids.